Knipowitschia caucasica is the source of this 342-nucleotide messenger RNA. Lineage: Eukaryota; Metazoa; Chordata; Actinopteri; Gobiiformes; Gobiidae. The record is from the annotation of a GenBank genome assembly.
AUGUCAAGCCCUAUUCUCGACAGCAGCUCCAUAUUCUCAUACAGCUCUGAAAGCACGCGCUCCUCUAUGUCCUUUGACACCGAAUCGAGCCCGGAGUUGGGAUGUGAGGAGCUUCCGGGCAGCAGAGAGGUUUCUAAGAGGAAGGAGCACAAGAAGAGGAGCAGGUGUGGGACAUGCGAGCCCUGCCUGAGGAAGGUCAGCUGCGGCCGCUGUAGCUGCUGCCUCAACCGCCGCACGGGCCAUCAGAUCUGCAAGCUGAGGAAGUGCGUGGAGCUACGUACAAGGCGCUCGAGUCCCCUGCUGUCUCCUGCAGCUAAGGUAGCGUACAGCUUGGUUUGGUAG